AGUAAAACUUUUUUUCCACUGUUAUGUUUCAUGGUCAAAAUACGACAUCUGUCAAAUUCUAUGUUCUCUGUGACUAUUCGCAAAAGCUCUCAGUCAGAAUUUCUUUUCGCAGCGUUGUUUGAGUGAGGUUAUUACACCACGUGUAAUUGGACUUGAACAAUGGCACCCAAAUACGAAAUCGCCGUUGGGCUCCAAAAAGGACACAAAACAACUAAAAUCACCAAAACGGACAAAAUCCGUCCAUCUAGGCUAAAGGGACGUAUCACCAAACAUUCCAAAUUUGUGAGGGAUUUGGUCCGUGAAGUUGUAGGACAUGCACCUUAUGAAAAGAGGGCUAUGGAGUUAUUGAAAGUUUCAAAGGACAAGAGAGCACUCAAGUUCUUGAAGCGUCGUUUGGGAACCCACAUUAGAGCCAAAAGGAAGCGUGAAGAGCUUUCCAACAUCUUGACUCAAAUGAGGAAGGCCCAGGCACAUGCCAAGUAGUGUAUAUGUGAAUAAUAAUAAAAACUCCAAAAAGUAGA
Molecule: messenger RNA, 521 nt
Organism: Harmonia axyridis
Lineage: Eukaryota; Metazoa; Arthropoda; Insecta; Coleoptera; Coccinellidae
Gene: RpL36
Product: 60S ribosomal protein L36
Exons: 2
Coding region: 160-483 (107 amino acids)
Biological process (GO): cytoplasmic translation
Cellular component (GO): cytosolic large ribosomal subunit; ribosome
Molecular function (GO): structural constituent of ribosome
Source: RefSeq, a predicted model, not a curated record